AUGAAGAUCGCCAUCUGCAUCCUUUCCGUCGUGGCUGCCCUCGCCUCCUCCUCCGCCGCAGCCAUGAACCCCGCCACCCAAGACCAAUUCACAAAGGCCUUCUCCUCCCCUUCUUUCCCCUUCACAUCCUCCGAGGUCCAAUUCCGAACCCAACGCAACAAGGACGCCUACUAUGGAGCCCUCAAGACCUUCAACAACCUCAUCCUCCCUGCCGAAUUUCCUGCCACCGCCUUGCCACUUGCCAUUGUUACUCCUUCCCAGGCCAACAACCAGGGUAUUGAGAAGGCUGUCAAGGUCGCCAAGCAGUACGGGUUGAGGGUUUCUGCGCGCUCCGGUGGGUACAUGUCGGGAUACUCGUCGAAUAUGGCGGCGGUUGAUCAGGAAGGGGAAGACUUCUUGUUGGUCGAUUUAUCCAAGUUGAGGAAGGUUGUUGUCGAUCCCAAGAAGAGGACUGCGACUGCUGAACCUGGUGCUACGGGUGCCGACCUUGCUCAUGAGGUUAUCAAGUAUGGAUUGGCGUUCCCUUCGCCCCACACAUCGCGCGUGACCAUCGGCGGCUUCCUCCUCCAGGGCGGCAUGGGUAUCGGAUCUCGUCUGUACGGCACAGGAGUUGACAACGUCAUCGGUGUUGACAUGAUCACUGCCUCUGGCAAGACCGUCUUUGCCGAUGCCCACACCAACCGGGACCUCUUCUUUGCCAUCCGUGGAGGCGGACAAUUCUUUGGAAUUGUCACCCGGUUCCAUCUCCGUCUCACUCCCAUGGUCAAGAACCCUACCUUGACCCCCUCCUACAACGCGUCAACUGUUCAGGUCGAUCAGGUCUUUGCCAUCUUUGAUCGUCCCCAGGCUAAUGACCUGUUGUCGUUCUACGCCAAUUUUGAUCCCACGGCCCCCCGCGCGCUCGAGAACAAGGUCGUAUUCGUCGUCGACCCUCCAACAAACAACAAGCAGUAUCUCUUUGCAUCCGUCUCGGCCGUUCCUUUCAACUCGUCCACAGAAGUCGCCCAGGCCCAGGACAAGAUCACAAAGUGGUACAAAUCCAUCCCCACCAACUUUGCAACUUCUGACCCAACCACCUACGACGGCGUCGUCCACGGAGGCGACGCCAGCUGGGCCGACUCGGACCUCUCCUACUAUGCCGAGGACCUCUGGUUCCCCACUCCUCUGGACCCCCGCCUCCUUCAAGUCCUUAUCAACCAAUGGGACAAGGUCCCCUCUGCCCUGUCCUCCAUGGCGUUGAACACGGGUACCUGGAAGGCCCCCACCCGCAGCGCGCUCGGAUUCGACCCCUCAUACUCAUUCUGCAUCUACUCGACCUGGAAGCGUAACGGAACCGCAGCCUGGGACGAGAAGAACAAGGCCUGGUUGGAUGAGACUGUCAAGGUCUUGAAGCCCUGGACUUUGGGAUUUUACGCAAAUGAGUUGAGACCCAAGAAGUUGAACGAUAAGGAUUACUGGCGCAAGUGCUAUGAGAAGGAUACUUUUAAGAUCUUGGAGGUUACCAAGAACCGUUGGGAUCCCGAGAACAUCUUCAAGAGCUUGCAAUAG
This is a messenger RNA of Linnemannia hyalina, 1548 nucleotides long. The record is from the annotation of a GenBank genome assembly. NCBI's taxonomy places the organism in Eukaryota, Fungi, Mortierellomycota, Mortierellomycetes, Mortierellales, Mortierellaceae.